Molecule: messenger RNA, 859 nt
Organism: Mobula hypostoma (lesser devil ray)
Lineage: Eukaryota; Metazoa; Chordata; Chondrichthyes; Myliobatiformes; Myliobatidae
Gene: leap2
Product: liver-expressed antimicrobial peptide 2
Exons: 3
Coding region: 6-266 (86 amino acids)
Biological process (GO): defense response to bacterium; antimicrobial humoral immune response mediated by antimicrobial peptide
Source: RefSeq, a predicted model, not a curated record
GGAAGAUGGAAACUAGGGGUUGGAAGACAGGACUAUUCAUUGCAUUUGUUACUUUAUUGUUGAUUUGUCCUAUGUUUGGUUCAAUGCCCAUCCAUAAGGAAGGUUAUCAGAGAUCCCCAUUUCUUAGACGUUUUUCACGGAACACUCCUUUCUGGAGGAUUGUCAGUAGCAGUAAACCCAUUCAAGCCCUCUGUCAGAGUGACUAUGAGUGCAGCACAAAAACUUGCAGGGACAGGCGCUGUACACAUUCUAAAUUUGUGUCCUGAGGAAACGUGCCCCUGGGAUAUAUUCAGAAAACUGUAUCUCGUGCUGGUCAAGAAUGAAGCCUAUCACUACAAGUCUUAUUUACAGUACUGUUCUUUCUUCCCUCACGUUUAUAUUCUGAAAAUAUAAACUUUGAGCCAGAUCAAACUUGCCAAGACUAACUGCCUACAACCCUCACUGCAGUUUAUCCAUGCCUGAACUUAUAAAGAUAUAGAAGAUCAACUUCGCCCAUUUGAGACAUUUUAGUCUCGCAAUGCUUUCAGCAAUAUGAGGCUCGCUAAUGAAAAAGAGUCAUUUAAUUUGGAUGUCCUGGACCACAUCCAGCCCCAUAAAUGACUAAAGGCUUGGACAUCAUCUCCAAACCUAGCCUGAAAAGCUGAGAGUUCUGGAAGGAGAUAAAGGAAGUUUUUAAGCGUUCUGAGAAAUUUGGGAGUUUCUGCAUGAGUAAAGUUUAAGUCAAUAACAUUAAGUUAUUUUUUUUUAAUUUAGUGUAUUGUUAUAAAGUUUUUAAACAACUAAGUCAAAGACAUUUAUUAUUUUGGGUUUUGAUCAUAAUAUUUGUAUGAUACUGUUUUAACAAAAGUGCUUAUUUCAA